This is a messenger RNA of Aspergillus ibericus CBS 121593, 1003 nucleotides long. RefSeq lists its product as uncharacterized. The record is from RefSeq and is a predicted model, not a curated record. The coding region runs from base 148 to 924 and encodes 258 amino acids. Lineage: Eukaryota; Fungi; Ascomycota; Eurotiomycetes; Eurotiales; Aspergillaceae. The transcript has a single exon.
AACCCCUCAGUUCCAGGCACAGACGUCAUUGCCGCCGAUCAUCGCAUCGAUCCAGGCAGCCCAUCCGUUGGAUCAGGUCAUCUUCCUGUUCCUACCACGUAUCAUUGUCGACAACCCCCUCAAUCCUGUUCUCUUCGUUUUCGCACAAUGCAGCCCUCAGAGGAGAACCAAAGCAGCACCCAGCCCGCCCGGCCAGGGACUCCGCCGCGCCCGCCUUACUCCCCAGUGACUCCCGUCUUCGCGCAUCUUGCGCCCGUCACCGUUCCAGGCAACGGAGCACCUCACCCCAUUGUUCCUCCAGCCGCGUCGCCUUCGCCGACCACAAACGUGCCCCUAUAUGGCUCUGAAUUCCCCCCGCCUGCGACGGCACCCGUCUUCGCCCCAGAGCCGGCCCCAGUCCCGAUCUCGGAGAGCGAGAACCCCGAUGCCAUUGCUCUGCGAUCCGCUCUCUCCAUCCUGCAGCUCCAGAAGCAACAAAGCAUGCGAGAUAUCCAGACCUUGGAGAAGAUGAAACGGGCGGCGGCCGAGGACCCGGAGGGAUUUGCCAAUGAACUGGCAGCGGGGAAUCUGUCGGCCAAAGAUCCCGGGGGCUUCAUCAAUUUCACUCAUAAUGAUACAGAGUCGGAGGACGAGGAUGCAGAAAGUCCGAAACGAGAAGGCCUUGCGGGCCUGGGGCCAUUGCCCACGCCGCAGAAUGUGGUUCGCAUGCCACCCAUCAAUUGGGCAAAAUACCAGAUCGUGGGGGAUCCGUUGGAUAGAAUGCAUGAGGAACAACGGAUGCGACCAUUCUCUGGUGAACCGAGACGUGAUGAUAGCGCCCAGAGAGCGCCGGAGCAUGUUUUGGCUUCGCCGUAUCGGCCCCUGGUGGACAAGCUGGAAAGCCCCAGCAAGACCAGGGGAGCUAACAAGAACAAGAAGACUUGAUGAUUAGAAGAUUACCUAAAAGCUAGUUACAGGCGCUGUUCGUAUGAAGCCGUCGAGUCAUAACACAUUAGCGUCAUUC